GGCGGAGCUUGGGAGGAGGCGCCUGGGAAGCUUUCGGCGUUGCCAUGGCAGCGGAGACCUGGCAAGAGAGGAAGAGCCCGGCUGCCGUGGCGGCUGUUUGGCAGGAACAUCUAUUCUAAGCCCCAGGCACUCUGCCAGUUGGUGGAAUGACAUCUGCUUGGCAACAUGGCAAGUUUGCUGCUUAACCAAAACUGCAUGGACAGCUUGCAGAAGGACAUCACCGAUCUGCAAGGGACUGUCAUCAGUGUGUUCUCCCGAGCUGGGGCUGUGCGAUAUCCCUCCUGGAAGUUUCCUGAUAAGGUGUCCUGUGACCUGGACCUAGUUGCUUUGCUAGAGCGUUACGACUUUGCUGAGAAUGACCCCGAAUUGACCCAUCAUUCCCAUGUGAUUCUUCUGGAACUAGUUAUUGACAGGCUGCUGUUGCUGCUUCAGAGCUUCACCAGAUACACGGAGAACCUAAUCAGUGAACAAGCCGUGCCCCCAUCCAGGGCGACAGGACCUUGCAUGUCUAUCGGGCUGGCAGUGAAGAAAUAUUGGAACAGCAUGCUGAAACUGGGAGCCAUCUACCAACAGCUGGCGGCUGAGAAGAAUCACAGUAAAGAAGAUGCUUCCAGCGUGAAUAGUUCCUUACAGGUAGUAAAAGCUGAACGUUUACAAAGCUGCUCCUCAGAGCAAUCGGAGUCAGAUAUGACUUUACUGAGUUUCCGAUCUUCCCCGUUAACCUUAUCGGCCAGCAGCAGGUUGCUGGACAGUUGCCCCGUUGUCCCCUCCGAGGCAAAGUCGCCUCCUAGUGUCCCCAAGCCUGUCCGCAGCAUCCACUGUCAGACUGUCGAGUCGUCCCUGGUGCCUUGCGAUGCGUGCGAGAGGGCCCAGGUCAGCCUCCGGGAAGUGGGCAGCGCCAUAAUCAAUAUCUGCAACAGCCAGAACCUCCCAUCAUCUCUGAGCAGGUUCCUCAAGAUGGUUGAGGAGACCCUCGGUCACAAGCCCCUCACAGCCAUAGACAUAAGCUACUGGGCAUCCGAGCAGAGCAAAGACCUCUCCCGGAUCAACAAACACCUCCGAACACUGAUGGAGCUCAUCAACCCUCUGAAGGGGGAGCUGGAAGAGUCCGAGAAGGAGAAGGACGAGCUGAGGAGGCAGCUGGAGACCUUUGGCAGCCGCCUUCAGAAGGAAAAAGAGGACCAAGAGCAAGUGAGGAAGGAGGCGGAGUUGUCGUUUGAAAAAAAGAAUGCAGAGAGCUUGCAGCUGGUGGCCACUCUGGAGAAGGACAAGGAGGACCUCCAGAGCAGGGCUGCCGUCUUCAAGCAGAACGUCUCCGCCUUGAAAGGGAAGCUGCAGCUGCAGGAGGGCACCAUCCAAGAACUGGAGCGAGCCAAGAGCGAUCUGCUGCAGGAGAUGAGGGUGAAGAUGGUGGACAAGGCUGAAGCGAGCAAGCUGGAAGACCAGCUGGAGGUCCUUACUAGUCAACUGGAGAGCGCCAAGCAGCAGCUGAACUGGGCCAGCACUGAGCUUGAGAAGGAGAAGGCCAAAGUGGAGAGCAUGCUCCGGCACAAAGAGUCCCUGCAGGCCAAGCAACGAGCUCUAAUGCAGCAGUUGGAUAAUCUGGACCAGGAAUGUGAGCAGCUGAGGACCGGCCUGGCUGAUGGGGAGGAGGACCGGUACAUGAUGAAGGAGCGGCUCAAGGAGAUGCAGGAGGAGAAGUGGGAGAUCCAACGCCAGCUGGAGGCCCAGCAGAAGCUGACCGAGCAAGCACAGCAGGAGAAGCUGAGCUUGGAGCAGUCUGCGUCUGAGCUGCGAAGGACCAUCUCCGAGCUGGGAGACCUGAUCCAGGAGAUGAAGGAGAGGGAGAGGCUCUUGGUGUCCUUCCCAGACCUUCACAUCCCAGUCGAGACGCAGUUUGAAAGCACCGGGAACGUCAUGGAGGACAUUUGUAAGCAGCUCCAGGCCAACAACAUCCGCAUCAGCAUCCUGGAGGAAGAGAACUCGCGUCUCCGGGCAGCGGUGGCCAGAGUGAAAGAGGCGGCACAGCAGGAAGGGCCAAAGCUUCUUCCUCCAACCCAGCUGUGGAGUCAGUCCGUCUCCAGAAGCGGUUAUGAACAGACUGGGACGUACCCUCCCACGGGGCAUCCAGUGCAAGCAGGCGCCCAGGGAGCGGCGCUGAGGCCUCCUACCAAUCCCGCCAGCGCGGAAAGCGCCUCCCAAAACAGGUCACGGAGCCACCGCGCUAGCCCCAGGGACGGCUCUGCCUUCCGAAGGACUCUUAGCAGCCAGCUGUCAAAGCCACCGUCGGGAGAGGCUGUCCGGAAGGCGGUGUUCACCUUUGCCUGCGAGGACCCAGCCAUCAGCGCCUAUGUCCGGGCAAAAGGGAGAGGCAGAGCCCUGGGCCACCCGCACCGUUGCACCCGGAACCACCAGAAAUAAAAGCCCUCAACAGAAUGUGUCCAGAGGGUGGCUAAAAUUGCAAAGCAGAGGCAGGUGUGGGGACUGGUGGUCAAAAGGAGCCAAGAGGCUGGACCACAUGAGACCAAGAAGCUCACCUCAUCAUCUCUCCUUCCCCCAAAAUCAUUGGUUUAAUACUGUUGUAGUGCUCCUCUGGUCAUCGCAAAGGCCAUCAAAGACUUUACAGGGUAGUUGCUGAGGUCACGAAGCCAGGGAGGGAGGAAUUCAGCAGGGCCUCUGAUGUUCCGCCAAAGGUGCUGGGUGUCUUAUGCCCCCCUCUGACCAGUGUCGUGUGAUACACACAACGGAGAGAGCCCAGAUUACAAAACAAGCACCACAGUGUAGGGAACUGGGAUUCAAUUAAAAAAAAAAUAGCACUUGCCUGCCCUUUCCAAUCAGAUUACAGUUUGUAAAGACCAGAAGGAAAGAGGAGAAUGGGAUCAGCCCCUUCCCCUGAAAUUCAGGCAGUUCUGACCUGCUGUGGGAGGCAGCCACCCGGCGUGGAUCCUGCCCUCUUGAAUGGAGCAGGGAGGAGGACAAGAGUCUCUGAGUGAGACUGGACCUCCCAAGGCGGACUGGGGAGGUGGGGUGAGCUCCUCAGUAACAUGCGUCUCUGCGGAAGAACUUGGUUAUAGGACAGUGACCUUUGGGAGGGCUGGCGGCCAGCAGGCCCUCUCUCCAGUUAAGGUAACUUCUGCAAUAAAGUCUCUUCCAGAUCUUACAAGCCCACUCCGGGGCUCCUGUUUUCCAGCAGUGGCGGAUGGGAUCCUCGGAUAAGGAGCAACGCAGCCCAGGAUCCCCUCUAUCCUCUGCAGGAAAUUAAAGUAUCAUUGUAGUGUCAGUGUUCCAAUUUGUCUUAGUUCAUUUUCUACCACCCUCCCACCCCCCUCUAAGUGGAAAGAGAAAUACCACUACUGACAGUCCUGCUGAAAGUAAUUUUUUUCCUUUGACCUUGGGGAGAAUCAAAGACGUUUUGUCUUAACUUGGGUGAAAAAGGCUGAGAGGAUUCCAGACAAGCACAUACCCAUAAAAGAGAAGAAGAGUAAAUUGAAAUGGGGUGCAACAUUUG
Messenger RNA from Rhineura floridana, 3508 nucleotides. It is a transcript of the gene CCDC157, whose product is annotated as coiled-coil domain containing 157. Lineage: Eukaryota; Metazoa; Chordata; Lepidosauria; Squamata; Rhineuridae. The record is from RefSeq and is a predicted model, not a curated record. The coding region runs from base 166 to 2421 and encodes 751 amino acids. The transcript is spliced from 11 exons.